AUGCUGCAGGACGACGCGGAACUGAGAGCCGCAGGAGAGCAUGACACACAGGAACGCACCCGCUGGGAGACAGAACACAGUGCCACGGGCGAGAACGCCAUGGUCGAGAACACAGGCGUCGAAUCGGAAAAGGUGGCGCAGGAUCGAGCGCGGGCUCUCGCCCAGCUGCAGAGCCGGGUCGAGGGAAGAGCGGCCGAGCAAAGCACCGACAGCGCGCAACGUGAAUCCAACACUCCCACCGCCGUGCUCUCCCGGCCCGUCACUCACUUCGACCUGCGGGGUGUGAUCGCGGGAUGGCGUCAGCGAGGAAGUCAGCUGGACGCGCCCGGGGACUCUCACGGGAGAACUUCUCCAAGGCACCAACGAUCGAAGGCUGCCGGAAUUAGAAAAUCUCAGAAGAAAGACAAGCCAACGAGGCAAAAUGCUGAUCGAGCGGCCAAUCGAGUCGCUCCGAUCGCCAACGAGCUCGAAAGCGGAUCGAACGCCGAGCAGCUCGGGCAUGUGGAUGGGCUGCAGAGUCCAGAGCCACCACCAGUCGAGCACGGUGCGGCAGCUCCAGCGGUGAAGUCGACGCGACCGGAAACGAGGGUGGAGGCCGAUCGCGUUCGAUUUGACGUGCCCGCCGAGAAUGACGAGCUCGACCGGGGCCCACGGCCCAUAACUCACUUCAAUUUCAGAGAGUUGGAUGGAUUAUCGCUCACGGACCCUGGUGGGGACCGUACCAACGUCGCUGACCGGGAACCUUGGCCGCCCACGGUUCCGCUCCCCACCAUUGGGACUGAGCCCGAACGGGCGUCCAGCGACGGCAAGGUCUCCAUCACGUUCCACGUCUAUGAGCGGAACCGGUGGAGGGUCGCCGAUGUCCUGACCGUCCACCCCUCCGAGCCUUCCGUCUUGGAGAGAACGGUCUGGGGCUACAAGCGGCGGAGGAUGGGUUGUGUACGACAUGCACAUGCGGGCGGUCAGCGUCUCAUCCAGCUUUCGAGCGGCGACGUCGGACGGAGCCAACGCGCUGCUGUUGAUCCCCAGGGAGACCAAGGCGCAGAUGGACCAGGCACGUCCGAUCGAGCCGCCAGACACGGCCGCCGGACUGCUGCGCAAGAGGACCAGACGAAAAAAAAGGCUAAAUAG
This is a messenger RNA of Histoplasma mississippiense, 1131 nucleotides long. RefSeq lists its product with no specific name. Lineage: Eukaryota; Fungi; Ascomycota; Eurotiomycetes; Onygenales; Ajellomycetaceae. Bases 1 to 1131 code for a protein of 376 amino acids. The record is from RefSeq and is a predicted model, not a curated record. The transcript has a single exon.